UCAACCUGCAAAUAUUCAUUCACAACUCAUCAAAACUUCAUUGAGUAUUACUAUCAUGGCUUCAACUCAGAAAUUUUCAAUUUCUAUCCUUUCGGUUUCGGUCAUUUUCUUUGUUCUCGCAAUUGCUGAAGUGAACUCCCAAAAAACAGUUUCCUUCGACUUCCCAAAAUUCACCUCUGAUCAAUCUGGUAUAACCAUCCAAGGUAAUGCCGAGAUUUUUCCCAAUGGAAUUUUGGCACUCACCAACCCGGCUGACCCUAAAUGGACAACGGGGCGGGUACUGUAUGCAACACCUGUACCCAUUUGGGAUAGUACUAGUGGACAUGUUGCUAGCUUUGUCGCUUCCUUCUCCUUCAGCGUUGAGGACUUUAGAGGUUAUAAGCCAGCCGAUGGAAUUAUCUUCUUUCUUGCACCAUCAGACACUGUCAUUCCUAGCAACUCUGCUGGGGGACAACUCGGAGUAGUCGAUGCGAACAAUGCUUUCAAUCGAUUUGUUGGUGUAGAGUUUGACAAUUUUGUCAAUCAAUGGGAUCCAAAUUAUGCACAUAUCGGAAUUGAUGUCAACUCUUUAAUUUCCACAAAGACAACGACAUGGAAUAGGGUAAGUGGCUCCUUAGUCAAAGUAAAUAUAAUCUAUGACUCUCUCUCUAACACGUUGAGUGUUGCUGCCACUAAUGACAAUGGUCAAAUUUCUACAAUUGCUCAAGUCGUUGAUUUGAAAGCCAUGCUCCCAGAGAAUGUUAAAGUUGGUAUAUCUGCUACCACAGCUGACGGUCGUCAAAUGCAACACAUCCAUUCAUGGUCUUUCACUUCAACCUUGGCAUGAUUUGGUGUGGUAGAUAUGCAUGCAUGGACGAUAUGAUAAUAAAUAGUAUGGCUAAUCAAAGACCAUGCUUGAACCAUGUAUAUGUUUGGGUUUACCUCUAAAUAAAUACCAUGCUUUGUGUUAAUGUCACCUAAAUAUGUUAAAUUAUUAAA
Molecule: messenger RNA, 978 nt
Organism: Cicer arietinum (chickpea)
Lineage: Eukaryota; Viridiplantae; Streptophyta; Magnoliopsida; Fabales; Fabaceae
Product: putative bark agglutinin LECRPA3
Molecular function (GO): carbohydrate binding
Source: RefSeq, a predicted model, not a curated record